UUCCUCCUCUCAGGCGCACAAACUGCCACUUCAGUGGAAAUAUCAAAACAGAGCAUUCAGCACAUAGAAGCGACUUAUACGAAUCAGAAAAUUCGAAGACUUAAGGGCCAUCUCGCCGGGCCUGCAAGCAACACAGCUCCUCUAUCAUGGUUGACAACAUCGUCACAAAGCCUCUCAGGUUAAUUUUGAUCGUUGUAGCUCACAUGGUAUUCAACGUUCCCGGCCGUCUGGCGGUCACUGGGAUCGUGGGCACCAACAUCAGCCUUCAGUUCACAUUUAACGUCAGCCUCACAAAAAGCUCUUAUUUUGGAGUUUACGUAACAGACCAGAAAAAGAUUGCUGAGUAUAUACUGGGCAAAUACACAGAUGUAUUUGACAUUUACCCUGAAAAUAGUUCUGUAGUUUGGCACAUUAAAAACCUCAAACUAAAUGACAGUGGAAGUUACUGGGCCACCAUCAUAGAGUCAGGACUCGCCCAAGAAAGCAACAAGGUGCAGCUGAUGGUUCAAGAGGGGAACAAAAGCAGCACAGUCCCUCCCAUGCCGAAUAACAUCCCAGUAACUAACUACAAUGGAAUUUCCUCUCACAUCGUCACUGUCCUUGUGGUUUCACCCUUGGUGCUGCUGACUGCAUUACUUCCAUGUUUGAUCUGGUGUCUCGUGAGAAGCAAAGACAGACAACACCAACCGCCACCACAACAAAGCUCUAAUCCCACAGUUAAAGAAACGGUUGAGGCAUCUGAGAAUGUGCCGGCAACCUCGCUGGUCUACAGCGUCCUGGACUUUCCCAAGCGACCUCUGGAAGUUCUGGAGAUGAAUCCAAGUGACACAGACAACGCUGAAUCCUCCCAGCCUGUGUGCUCCUUGCAAUAAAAAGCACAAGAGUUUGGAGGGGAAGUGUCACUCUGCUGCAUGGGUUGUAAAUAUGUAUAGAUGUCACUUUGUUGUCAGUGGUGUCAAGGUUUGAAAUGCUGAGACUUGCUGCAGCACGCCAGAACCUUUUUAUCACUUUUGGUUUUUGUUUUCUCUUUAUUCGUUUCAGCACAUAAUGGUGAAAUUAUGUGCUGUUGUUAUAACAAAUGGCAUAAAAAGACUAAAUGAAUGGAUCCUACUAGCAAGUGUUUCCUGCUUAUCCAAAGUCGGACAUAUCUUAUUCCUCUGUGCCAUAGACCUCCAUUGCACACCAAUGAGCCACACUGUUACACUGGAGGACAUGCUCCCUCAUAAUGAUGGACAUGGGCUCUGCAGUUUAAUUUGAGUUGCAUAUUCGCCGUCCUGCUGCAGGCAAACAGACACCAUUAGUCUUUAAAGCUCACUGUCAUUUAUUUCCAAAAUGAAACUCAGUCCGUUUCUGCUUUGAUGUUCCUUUCUAGAUUAAAUCUGGACUCCACUGCUGAACCCUCCUGACAUGUCUGACUUUCUUAAUAAUAUUUUUAUCUUCAGUGAGUAGGUGUGAUGUCUUUACACGCUCCUGUUGAGUUUCAAGUUUAGUCAUUAUCAUCUUUUUUCUGUGUUUUUCAUCAUUGCACAGUUUUGACUCAUUGCCUUUCCUAUGAUAAAGUAAACAAAACUAAGAAUCAUUAGUGAAAUGAAACCGUCUCAGGAAAUGGUGAAAUUUUAUUUAUAGAGAUCCGUUACAGCUCAACAGUACUGUAUAUUCACAGAUCGCAGGCAUGACUUUCCACUUACUGUAGGGUGAUAGUUUGACACUGUUGCACCAGUUUGACACAAACAACAACUAUCUGACACUAUCUCACUGCCAUUUUCCUCUGCAAGGCCUCUGAAGUUCUCUUCUGGCAGGUGCUUACUGACGAUUUGAUAGAGUUAUUAGACAGAGUAUUGAUUUAUGUUCUCAAUACCACAUCCUGAUGUUACUAAUGUGUAUUAUUCAUGUAUUAGACAGAGUUAAACUCACCAGCAUAUCAGCAGGUUGGUUAUUCAGCCAGUUAUAUAUUGGUUGUUAAUCAGGAAGAAAAAUAACAAGCCAUGAUAGUACGUGAUGUGUGUGUGUUUUUUCAAUAGGCAGCCACGAUGGAACACGAUCAUUAACAGGGUGUGUGUUUCUUCUCUGUUCUGAAAACCUCAUUGGUAAAAUAGCAAAAGUCAAUUUUGAAAUCUACCAACUUACCAGUUGUCAUUUCAAAUACUACUGAACUGUUUUUUGAAAUGCAUGUAUUAUUUUGAAAUGAAUGUCA
Messenger RNA from Chelmon rostratus (copperband butterflyfish), 2194 nucleotides. RefSeq lists its product as uncharacterized. Gene Ontology annotation, cellular component: external side of plasma membrane; membrane. The record is from RefSeq and is a predicted model, not a curated record. The coding region runs from base 147 to 872 and encodes 241 amino acids. Gene Ontology annotation, biological process: negative regulation of immune response; positive regulation of T cell apoptotic process. Lineage: Eukaryota; Metazoa; Chordata; Actinopteri; Chaetodontiformes; Chaetodontidae. The transcript has 6 exons.